UCACAAUCUUUUGCCGGUUGUUCCCUUCCACUUCCGUAUCUUCUCCCACAUCACUGGCGACACCAAUCACCAGUCGCCAAGUGCCAAGGUCUGCUGUUUCUCAAAUAUGGACCCACCACAACCAGGACCACCGGCGGCGGCACCCAAAUCCUCUGUUACGCUGAUCGGGCAACUGAGAAACCUGGACACGACCGUCUCCCGGCAGCUCCACUCCCUGACCCAACCCGUUCUCCCAUCCUCUCUCCUACUCCUCCUCGAGCUCUCCGCCGACUUCCGCCUCUUCUUCCCGAUCUCCCUCUCUCUCCUCCUAUCCCCCUCUCUCCUUCGCCCCUUCCUUCCCCCUCUCCUCCUCGGACUCCUCCUCGAUCUCGCCCUCAUCGGCCUCGUCAAGAUUCUCUUUCGCCGACCCCGCCCUCCACAUAACCACACCCACAGCAUGAAGGUCGCCGUUUCCGUCGAUCACUUCUCCUUCCCCAGCGGUCACGCCUCCCGCGUUUGUUUCGUGGCUUCCCUCGCUCACCUCUCAGCUGCUGCCAUUCGCCAGGACCAUCACGAGGGUAGUAAGGCCGUGAAUUUCGUUCUUCUCGUUGUUUGGGUGUGGGCGGUUUUGAUCUCGGUGUCUAGGGUUUUGCUCGGCCGGCAUUUCGUUUCCGAUGUCUUCGUCGGGGCGUGUUUGGGUGUUCUUGAAGCUGUCGUUGCUUUCCGCUUUCUCAAGUUUUAAAGCAUCUCAGUGAUGCAGGACCUCUUCUUAUUUUGUGUAUUUGUCCUUAAGAAAAAGGAAGUAUUCAGAAGUGGCAGGCUUGUAUGUAUGAACUCAAUCCGCGUCCACUGUUGGAUUAGCUUCCUUGUCUUAAAGGAGGAUCCACCUUUCUUGUAAGCUUCUUCUUUUCAUUUUUUUCUUAGUUUCUUUCCUUCAGUUGACAUGUGACCGCAUAGCAUUCUUCAA
Carya illinoinensis is the source of this 946-nucleotide messenger RNA. Its product is annotated as probable lipid phosphate phosphatase beta. NCBI's taxonomy places the organism in Eukaryota, Viridiplantae, Streptophyta, Magnoliopsida, Fagales, Juglandaceae. The coding region runs from base 107 to 721 and encodes 204 amino acids. The record is from RefSeq and is a predicted model, not a curated record. The transcript is spliced from 2 exons. Gene Ontology annotation, molecular function: sphingosine-1-phosphate phosphatase activity.